Molecule: messenger RNA, 531 nt
Organism: Alexandromys fortis (reed vole)
Lineage: Eukaryota; Metazoa; Chordata; Mammalia; Rodentia; Cricetidae
Gene: Cst6
Product: cystatin E/M
Exons: 3
Coding region: 16-465 (149 amino acids)
Cellular component (GO): extracellular exosome
Molecular function (GO): cysteine-type endopeptidase inhibitor activity
Source: RefSeq, a predicted model, not a curated record
CUGACAUCUGCGGCUAUGGAGCGUCCUCACUUCCCGCUGGCGAUGGGCCUGGCCCUGCUCGCACUCUGCCUCCUGACUCUGUCCCCGGACGCCCGCGCCGAGCUGCGAAGCCGCAGGAUCGGAGAACGCCAAAACCUGUCUCCCAACGAUCCCCGGGUGCAGAGGGCCGCGCAGGUCGCUGUGAGCACCUACAAUAUGGGCAGCAACAGCCUUUACUACUUCCGAGACACCAAAAUCGUCGAUGCAGCGUAUCAGCUGGUGGCUGGCCUCAAGUACUAUCUGACUAUGGACUUAGAGAGCACAGAGUGCAGAAAGACCAGAGUCUCUGGAGAUCACAUGGACCUCACCACCUGCCCUCUGGCCGCAGGAGUGCAGCAAGAGAAGCUGCGCUGCAACUUUGAGCUCCUUGAAGUCCCCUGGAAGAACACCACUCAGCUUCUGAAGCAUGACUGUAAGGUGGUGUAAUCUGUCCCAGGGGACAGUGAUGAGAUCCCAUGGGAACCAGCACGGUGGUGGAGGGACCUCAGGGCC